AUGUCGCCUCCAGCCAUCGCCUCCUCCCCGGCUGCCCCCCAAAGUCCAGAUGAUGGCCAGUUUCCGGCCAUAUAUUGGAAAAAAAGAUAUGACGUUCGACAUCUUUCUCCAUAUCCUGUUAUUGCUACUCUUGAUAUAGAGUAUAAUGAGCUUACAAAAGCCUGGAAGCGGCUCCAGGAGUUACUGCCUUUAUCGGAGCAGGUACUCUUCGAGGAACGCCCACAAACUACCCAAGAUGUCAAAAUCCUGGUCCGAGACAUUCAAGCAUCAUGGACCUCCAGUCCACAGCAGCAGUUAUUCGAUCAUUCUAUGGCUCUUUGCGACGCUUUCUCAUCUGCACUUGACACCCAUAUGACGCUGUUAGUGACUCUUCCCGGUCAUCAGUUUUACUCCUCUCUUCUCUGUAGCACUCUGCAAUCGAUCAUCAAGGCGUCUUCAAGCUACCCCAAGAUUAUGGGCGGAGUUAUGAAAGCCCUGGUCAAAGUGAAUCAGUCUAUCUGCCUACCGGAAAACAGCGAGCGUCAGCUCACAAGCGACUCCAUACCGUCGAUAGCUAAUUUCUACUCUCUUCUCUUCUUUUUUCUCGGAGAACUAAUGGACUGGUACGCCCGGCGGUUCAAGUGCCGACUACUACAAAGCCGCCACGAAAACGUCUAUAUCGACUUCUGCAACCUAGUUUCGAGUAUACAAGAUAGUACACGAGGGUUCAUGCACGCCUUUAAGGGUGUUAUAGAUAUCAGUGACAGUGACACCGAGAUCGCAGAUGCCGUAAUGCAACACCCCGACUUGUUCUUGUGGGAGGACGCAAGGUUGAGCCAGAUAGGCCGACAGAACACCGACAGGCGGUUUGCAGCUCAGAAUGCCCUAACUCGCCUUCUGAUAUGGGAGAUCCAGCAUAGCGCGGAACAGCGACUUAAGCUGAGAGAGAACAGGAGCCUACUUCUCUUACAGCUAUUCAAUGAGGCGAGCCGCCGACUACAGCCGGUUGGUGAACCGAAUAGCGCCAUCGUUUGCUUGACAACAGCGCCUGGUCAAGAUUUGCUUGUGACUGCCACGUCUUCAGAAAAGCACAAGCACAAAUACUCACGAGUUGAACUACAGUUGGCCACGGCGCACCUUCAAGAGUACUUCAAUAAUGACGAUCAGAUCCCCGAUUAUGAUCCCACCAUCGACAUUAUAGUGGAACAGACCGUUGUGGAAUCAUUAAACCGGUGGGCGACCGGAAAUUAUUCUCAAGUCCUUGCCAUUGGCAACUUGCCAGAUACCAAUGCGAGCCCCGUCGCUCUGAUAUCGGCCUUCUACGCCAACCUCGCACAAGACACCAAAGCCCCCAUUAUCGCACACUUCUGCUCUCUCCCACUGACAGCAAAGACUGGAAUGACUCUCUUCCAACAGGGGCUUAUCGCGCUUCUGUACAGCUUGAUUCGCCAAUUACUUGAGUACCUACCUCCAGUAGUGAACGGCUCCCCCGCCCAUACAGUCAAGGCCGAAAACUUCGCCCUUCUCGACGGCACUCUCGCGUCGUGGAAGGAGGUGCUGUCCCUAAUUGACACCUUACUAUACUAUGCACCGCCGCUUCUGAUGUGCGUCGUGGACGGGCUAGACCGACUGCAGGAUGUCUCAACUGAUGAGUACAUCCGGUCGCUGAUCCGGAUCUUCGUGAGCCACACUAGAAGGCCCUCCGACUCGACGCCUGGGACGCAGAGCAUCUUACUAAAGCUCCUGUUUACCGUCGCUAGACCACUCGACUCGUUGAACGAAACGUUGUCUGAAAACCCGCUUACCCUCACUGAAUCGAAUGAUAUUGAGCGAACCGCCCCAAAUACCCCUUUAUGCUCUAAUGUUGAAAUUACGAUGAAUGCAUAG
Messenger RNA from Aspergillus puulaauensis, 1866 nucleotides. RefSeq lists its product as uncharacterized. The transcript has 4 exons. Bases 1 to 1866 code for a protein of 621 amino acids. The record is from RefSeq and is a predicted model, not a curated record. NCBI's taxonomy places the organism in Eukaryota, Fungi, Ascomycota, Eurotiomycetes, Eurotiales, Aspergillaceae.